UGGAGCCUAUAGAGGCUCUGGGAUGCGUGGCCAUGAACAUCUGGCCUAUGGGGGGUUGGGGGCGUGACAGAGCCUGCUGGAGGACCCAAUGAAGCUGUGGGAGGCGGGACCCGCCGGGCUGCUGAAGCCUGUCGGGGCGCAGGGUCUUGCCAUGCGGCCGGGGGUUUAGUUGCCUUGUGAGCUUUCCAGCAGCUUCUGCAACGCACUGCAGCAUGUCCACCGCCGCGGCAGCUCGUAAACCUGGAAAGCAGGCCUCCCGAGCCGGGGCCGCUGCAGGGCCUGGCAAGCGGCGGCGAAAGGCCGACUCUGCGGGGGACAGGAAGAAAUCCAAGGGUGGCGGCAAGAUGAAUGAGGAGAUCUCCAGCGACUCUGAGAGUGAGAGCCUGGCUCUAAAGAAGAUCGAGGAGGAGGAAGAGGAGGAGGAGUUGGAGGAGACUGUGCAAGAGAAGAAGCUGCGCUUGGCCAAGCUCUACCUUGAGCAGCUCAGGCAGCAAGAGGAGGAGAAGGCUGAGGCUCGUGAAUUUGAGGAGGACCAGGUAGCAGGGCGCCUGAAAGAGGAUGUGCUUGAGCAGAGGGGACGGUUGCAGAAGUCAGUUGCAAAGGAGAUCCAGGCCCCAGUCCCGGAUGACAUUCGAGUUUUACGGGGCCACCAGCUCUCCAUCACGUGUUUGGUCAUCACCCCUGAUGACUUGGCCAUAUUCUCCGCUGCCAAAGACUGCACCAUCAUUAAGUGGAGUGUGGAGAGUGGACAGAAACUUCAUGUGAUUCCACGAAUCAAGAAGGGUACUGAGGGGCAGCCCCCUGGCCACUGUAGCCAUAUACUCUGCAUGGCCAUCUCCUCCGACGGCAAGUAUCUUGCCUCUGGUGACUGCAGCAAACUCAUUCUCAUUUGGGAGGCCGAAAGCUGCCGGCACCUAUAUACCUUCACAGGACACCGGGAUGCCGUUUCGGGGCUGGCAUUCCGCAGAGGCACCCACCAGCUCUACAGCACAUCCCAUGACCGUUCAGUGAAGGUGUGGAACGUGGCAGAGAAUUCCUACGUGGAGACGCUCUUUGGGCACCAGGAUGCUGUGGCUGCACUGGACGCUCUGAGCCGGGAGUGCUGUGUGACUGCUGGUGGCCGGGAUGGGACUGUGCGCGUGUGGAAGAUCCCUGAGGAGUCCCAGCUUGUCUUCUAUGGCCACCAGGGUUCCAUUGACUGUGUCCAUCUCAUCAAUGAGGAGCACAUGGUGUCGGGUGCAGACGAUGGCUCUGUGGCUUUAUGGGGCCUCUCUAAGAAACGGCCACUUGUCCUACAUCGUGAAGCUCAUGGACUGCAGGGGAUGCCAGGCCUGGAGCAGCCCUUCUGGGUGUCGUCAGUGGCAGCCCUACUUAACACAGACCUCGUGGCCACAGGCUCCCACAACAACUGUGUGCGGCUUUGGCAAUGUGGGGAGGGCUUCCGGCGUCUUGACCCUCUGUUUGACAUCCCCCUGGUGGGUUUUAUCAACAGUCUCAAGUUUUCCAGUACUGGGGACUUCCUGGUAGCUGGAGUAGGACAGGAACACAGGCUUGGCCGAUGGUGGCGGAUCAAAGAGGCACGGAACUCCGUCUGUAUCAUCCCACUCCGCAGGGUUGCCAGACCCCCAGCCUCCAGCUCCUGAUGCUCUUAUCUUCUUAUUUAAGUCCUUCCCAGGUCAUGCCCCACUUUUUGUAUUAAAAAAAAUACCCUUGUGGACUUUGUCUCUUGCAGCUUCUGAGAGGGUGGAGUGUGACAGGGACUGUGAAUUGGAAGAUGCUUGGGCAGGGGCAGUACUCCCAUGAGCUCUCUGCUCUGUCCCUUCUGGCCUGAGAUCCUUUAUUAUUUUCCAAAGAACUUGGGAAGGAGACCUCAGCUGGCUUCUGGCUUCCCUGGGUAUCCUGUAUGACCUCAUCAGGCUAGCUCCCCACCCACUGCUCUGGACUGGAGCGGGAGGAAGCUGCUUACCCUUUAAACAUAAUUGAACCAUCCAAUUACUCAUAUAAGAAAUGCUGUUGGGAUCUGAGAACUGAAGUGGAGACCGCUGGACCUGCAAGUCAGGUUUUCCUCACUGUCCCACCCAGGCCAAGUCAUUCAGACUGCCCCUGAGGUGGGGGUCUUGUGUUAGGGUUGAACCCUGGACAUAAACCUAUUGCCUGGGAACGAGGUCAGAGUUGGGGAUAUCUCUGUCCCAUUUCCAAAUGGCAGAGCCAGGCCACAUCACCCAUUACAGCAAGAACCCUGUGGGAUAAAGGUAUCUAAGUGGUGUUUACUUUCUCUAAUUUUGCCAGCUGGGUAAUUUACUCCUGUUGUGGGACGAAGCUGACAAGGAGUUGAAGUGUAGGAGUAUAAUGAUGAGUCCUCCUCUUAGUGGGAAAAUGAGAAGGGGAUGUUAAGGGGAACCCCUUAGCCCUUUUGGGUCCAAUAGCUGUACCUCUCAAGAGGUGUUGUGGUACCUGCAGGAGAGGAAGCCACAGCUCCUUCCUGCUGCCUUGCUAAGGAGAAUUCCCCUUUAUACUGACAUGUCUGCAUUUGUCCUGGGCCAGAGGGGUCAGGUUCAGACUAAACCCUUGAAAAUCCUGUUACAAAAUCAGAAGAUAUUGGUGGAAUUAAUUUUCUUGUAUAUCCUACCUCAGUUGAGCUCAGCAAUGGCAAAUAUACCUUCUAAAUUACUUGGGAAACAACAUGGAAAAGUCCCUGAGUACAUGAAUCCUUUCCUAUUAGUACCCUCCCAGGGAGGAAUUAAAGUUUGAGAUGGAAUAGCCCUGUGAAGAUAAUUGCUCCCAUGUUCUGCUCAGCCUUAUACUGCUGGGGCUUCCUUGCUGCAGUUGGAUUCUUUUUUUUUU
Sciurus carolinensis (gray squirrel) is the source of this 2844-nucleotide messenger RNA. It is a transcript of the gene Rrp9, whose product is annotated as ribosomal RNA processing 9, U3 small nucleolar RNA binding protein. The transcript has 15 exons. Gene Ontology annotation, cellular component: small-subunit processome. Gene Ontology annotation, molecular function: snoRNA binding; protein binding. NCBI's taxonomy places the organism in Eukaryota, Metazoa, Chordata, Mammalia, Rodentia, Sciuridae. The record is from RefSeq and is a predicted model, not a curated record. The coding region runs from base 213 to 1643 and encodes 476 amino acids.